Messenger RNA from Micropterus salmoides (largemouth bass), 8270 nucleotides. RefSeq names its product matrix metallopeptidase 15b (gene mmp15b). Gene Ontology annotation, cellular component: extracellular matrix. The transcript has 10 exons. NCBI's taxonomy places the organism in Eukaryota, Metazoa, Chordata, Actinopteri, Centrarchiformes, Centrarchidae. The coding region runs from base 787 to 2769 and encodes 660 amino acids. Gene Ontology annotation, molecular function: zinc ion binding; metalloendopeptidase activity. The record is from RefSeq and is a predicted model, not a curated record. Gene Ontology annotation, biological process: proteolysis; extracellular matrix organization; collagen catabolic process.
CUCCUGUAGGGAGACAACAGAGCCACUCACUUAGGACAAGACUAAUAGCAACUAGUUAGGGACCGGUUUCAGAGAAGAUUUCCCCUGGGAAAAGGGAAAACUGGAUAUAGAGGGCAGACAAACCGUCAAAUAAAAUGUUUACAAAUGAGGUCGCGAUCUUAAACAGCCGUGUUCCACACGACAUUGCCGGGCGCUAAAUUACUGCUGAAGGAGUCGGUCAAGUGCGGUGAACUUUGGGCUUAUUAUUUGGUUCUUGUUUUAUAGUUUGCAACUUUCUCAGGGUACCUUCAUUUGGCAUUAUCACGAGAGGAUGUUAUUUGCCCGGUCGGUGGUGAACAUGUUGGCAGCAACUAAUGUACUGAAGCAUUUCUGCGGGAUCCCCGCUCUGCUGAUAGUUACUUAGACAUUGCUGGAGAGGCGGCGGCGCUUCGGUAAAGUGCACUUUCAAGGUUAGCUACUAUUUAGGCAACGACUUUGAUGUUAAGUAAACGAGACGCGCGCUCUCGUGGGUAACUCCCGCUAGAGAUAACGAGGCUGAGUAACUGUCAACGGCGUAAAACUGUAAAACAUCAAGGAGAAAGCUCACGGGCUCGCUUAUGAGCGAAGACAACUCACCGACAUUCAUGGAGAGUUAGACUGUAACGCUGUUGUAGCGUUCUUGCUGGGGAAUAGUUUACUGCAGUCUUAGUUUUACCGCAUAAACUAGCAAUACUGCGAGUCACAGACAUCGCAUUACACCGUCGAGACUGAACCACGACGGACGAAGAGUUCAGCCGGACCAGGACCAUGGCCUCCACCUCACGGGACAGCUGCCUCUGGUUGCUCUGGAGACGAACCUUCCUCGCGCUGUCCGUGUGUGCGCUUGGGGCGCGUGGAGUGGAGGAUGACGGCACCUUCAACGCAGAGUCAUGGCUGAGGAUGUAUGGUUACCUGCCCCAGGCCAGCAGACAGAUGUCCACCAUGCGAUCAGCUCAGAUCCUGUCCAGUGCCAUCAGCGACAUGCAGCGGUUCUAUAGCCUGGAGGUCACCGGACAGAUGGACCCUCAGACCAUCAGCGCCAUGAAGAGACCCCGUUGCGGUGUGCCUGACAAGUUUGGAGGCCAGAUCAAAACCAACGUGCGGCGAAAGCGCUAUGCCCUCACCGGACAUAAAUGGAACAAGAGCCACCUCACUUACAGUAUCCAGAACUACACUCCCAAGAUUGGAGAGUAUAACUCAUACGAAGCCAUCCGACGGGCAUUUAAAGUCUGGGAGGGGGUGACCCCAUUGACCUUUGACGAAAUCCCCUACCAGGAGAUCAAAUAUGGACGCCGCAAGGAGCCCGACAUCAUGAUCUUCUUUGCUUCAGGAUUUCAUGGAGACAGCUCUCCUUUUGAUGGGGAGGGAGGCUUCCUAGCUCAUGCCUACUUCCCUGGACCUGGAAUGGGUGGGGACACACACUUUGACUCGGAUGAACCAUGGACCAUAGGAAACCAGAACGUACAAGGUAAUGACCUCUUCCUGGUAGCAGUCCAUGAGCUGGGCCACGCCCUGGGUUUAGAGCACUCCAACAAUCCCCUGGCCAUCAUGGCUCCGUUUUACCAAUGGAUGGAGACUGAGGACUUCCAGUUGCCUGAUGAUGAUCGGCGGGGCAUACAGCAGAUCUAUGGUCAACCGGACAGCGUCCCCACUCAGGCCCUGCCCACAGUGACACCCCGUCGCCCGGAGCCCAGGCCGCCUCAGACACCUCCUCGGCACCCUGACCGUCCUAGGACCACUGAAAGACCAGAUCACUAUGGACCCAAUAUCUGUGAGGGGAACUUUGACACGGUCGCUAUGCUCCGAGGAGAGAUGUUUGUUUUCAAGGGCCGCUGGUUCUGGCGGGUGCGUAAGAACAGGGUUCUGGAUAACUACCCCAUGCCCAUCAGUCACUUCUGGAGGGGUCUACCUGGAGACAUAGACGCUGCCUAUGAGAGACACGACGGCAGGUUCGUCUUCUUUAAAGGAAACAGAUUCUGGCUUUUCAGGGAGGCUAACCUGGAACCGGGCUAUCCACAGGAGCUGGUUGAUUAUGGUCGGGAUAUUCCCUACGACCGAAUAGACACAGCCAUCUGGUGGGAGCCGUCCGGCUUCACUUACAUGUUUCAAGGAGACAGGUACUGGCGCUUCAAUGAGCAGUCGCGCUCUGCUGACAGAGGCUACCCGAAACCAAUCAAUGUCUGGGGAUCAUCAGUGCCCUCUUCUCCCAAGGGGGCCUUCCUCAGCGAUGAUGGAGCAUACACCUUCUUCUACAAGGGUUCCAAGUACUGGAAGUUUGACAACCAUCGCAUGAAGAGUGAACCAGGCUACCCUAAGUCCAUUCUAAGAGACUUUAUGGGCUGCAGCGUGGACAUGGACCCAGACAGAGACACGGACACAGACUCAGGACGCAAAUACCCAGAUGUGAACCGCCCGCCAUUCAACCCGGACGUAGGACGUGAUGGCGAUAAGGGCAAAGACCGGGAUGGAACAGAUCGCAGCGGAACAGACAAAGGCACGGGCAAAGGGUCAGACAACGACAAAGACGAAGACUACCGUGAGGGUCGGGAGGAAGACACCAACGAGGUGGACGUGGUGCUGAAGGUGGACGACAGCGAGGAGCGGACCAUGAGCAUCCUGAUGGUAACCAUCCCACUGGUCCUGGUGCUGUGCAUCCUGGGACUGAUCUACGCCAUCAUCAACACACUGCAGAGCAAAGGGGCGCCGCGGCUGCUGGUGCACUGCAAGCGCUCCCUUCAGGACUGGGUCUGAGCCUUGACAUCAGGGGACACUGAACUAUGAACUUAAAUUGGACCUUAGACACCGCCACCCUCCUCUAAUCCAACCCUCUACCAAGUGAUUCAUCUGCCUCAUGUCUCUUUGCUCAGUGGCUCCUGCAGUUCUUAGUACAUGUGAUAGUAGAUCCAAUACUGUACUGAUCCACACACACACAAGCAAGCAUAGGUUAGGUCCUACAUAACCACACCCCCCCCACACACCACUCUAACUUCCUCCUGUCUCCCAUGGUGCUCUACAAUGCGUUGACUGUAGUCUAUUUAUAUGAGAGAAGUUUGCACAUUGUUUUUUUCUUUCUUGUUUUAGUUUUGGUUCAUUUUGUGUGACUUUUUGUCAUUGUUGUUAUUAUUUCUAAACCAGGAAGGCUGUUCCAUUCUUUCUCUCGUCUCUACACACCCCUCCUCCUUCCCCCGAUCUCGGUAGGGGCUUUUUCCUCGCCGAUAAAUUGACAUCUGCUCACGCUGUUGCAGUUGCAGCAAAAGAAAAAAUGCAAGGGGCUAGAAAAGAUGGAGCGAUUUGUGGACUGACAGGUAGGGAGGGCUCAGUAGUGUUCCUUCCUCAUCGCAUCAUCAUCUUCUUCAUCUCUCCCCCUUUUCUCUGACGCACAGCAUGUCAUGGGGUUGAAGGUGAGUUAGAAACAAACUGAACAGAUAUUCCACUGUAGUUUACAUUAAGAGGGAUUUUCAGGCCUGCCUUGAGUCCAGAUAUCAUCCUCCCUUUGUAAGAGUUCUAAGAUCAGAUCAGAGUUGGGCUGCAACUAACGUUGAUUUUCUCAAUCAAUCGGUUAGAAAAUGGAGAAAAUGGAUGGAGAUCAUUGUUUCCCAAAUCCCAAGAAGACGUCCCUAAAUGUCUUGUUUUUUCUAGAAACCGAAGAUAUUCUGUUUAAUGUCAGAAAGGAGUAAAGACACCAGAAUCAAAGAACUGACUUUUUUUUUACUCAAACUGACUAGUAACAACUAAUUGAUUAAACUUUGCAGCUAUAGAUCAGAAUUCAGUUUGUUAUAUACAGAAUACAGGUUUGGUUUUAAAGGACAAUUCCAGUUUAUAACAACUUAGAUCUUAUUUUUAUGGUAAUUUUACUAGUAAAAGUAACACUGUUCUCAUCAGGUUAAUUGUUGAGGUCUGGGUUUGUGGUGACAUUGCCAAAAGAUGUUGUACGGAAGCGGAGGAAUCAGCUCGCCUGGCUCUACCACCUCUGUAAUUUAUUAAUUAACAUGUGAUACCUUGUUUGUUUAAGUCAAAAUUAGUAAAACCUUAAGGCUCUAAUAGGCAGGUUUUUUUUGCCAGGGUAGCUGUUUCCCCCUGCUUCCAGUCUUUUAGCAAACCAGCUGCUCGCUCUAGCUUCCUAUUACAUUUAUAGCAAUAACUCUGAUGAGUACAAUGUUAUCAUAACAGAUAGAAAUGGUGGCUUGGAAAUAAGACCUAAAUUGUAAUAAAUAGUAAUUAUCCUUUAACAUUCACGUUCCUACUGCCCUCUUUUCCUUCUUUAUCUUGUGCUCACACGGUUGGACAAUAGACCUACCUUCUUUCUUUUCCUCAUUGGGAAGCUCUUCAAAGACUUAAACAGACUUUAAAUUCCUCUUCUCUUAACUUUCAUUUAUGUGGUCUCACAGAGCCCCCUUUCUGUUUUCUUUGUGUUAAAGAGGAGACAGACUAAUGGUUCAUUUAAAAAGUCAGCUUACUGUGAAAUAACACAAGAGAGGGUGCAUUCAUUGCAUCUGUGUGUGUGUGUGUUUGUGAGACGGAAAAAAGGAAAAACAAAGCAAAGCCGCUCCCGAUCAGGAUGCAACGCCACAAAUACAACACAGCAGUCGCAGGGUGCAACUAACGUACCAUGCAGUAUAUAAUGGACUUUUUAUUGGUAGUGUUUUUUGAAAGGACAAUUUAUGGAACUUCAUCGAUGACCUGUGGUCUAUCUGUUGUAAAUAUAGCGUAGCUGUAAGCACCAGGGUGGGCUCAGGCAGUGCAGGCUCAUGUGAACACAGACUAAUCCUCUUCAUUAAAAAACAGCAGGUGUGCGCGGACGCUGUUAACCCCCCUAACCCUUAAACCAAACCUUGAACUCCCAGAACCAAAACACUCUCCACUCCCUUUUCAUCUCUCAAGAUCAGAGAUGGGACGAGGGGGAGUGUGGGCACAGAAAAAUGUCUAUCUCAACUAUGCAUUAUAUCACUAACAACAGGACCAACAGUGUUUUUGAACCUUCUAGCUAUUUUACUACAAAUCAUUGCCAUCCAGUUUUACAUUUAGUAAUUGAUUAAACUUUGCAGCUAUAGAUCAGUAUUUAUUUUUCCUUCUCUUCCUGGCAGCCAUUGGUUUCCAUUUAUUUUUACAUUAAAUGCCCGCGUAGAAUAUUUAAAUGAAAAAAUGGUGUAACCUGAAUUAUACAACUCAAACAAACCGCAUGGUUUGCAAAAUGGUCGGUGUAAAAUUGUUGUUAAAUGGUUGUGCAAAAUCAGUGGUGCUGUCCAUUAAAUCAUAUUUUUCCUUAGAAGAAAAUCAGUAUUGAUCCUAGAUGAGAUCAUUUGUUUUGAUCCAUUAGUGAAUACAAUUUUAAGAAUUUAUUGGGUCCGUUGAUAUCACUCAUGUACUUGUGGAAUGAGCAGCCCUAUUUGAAGUGCUUCAAAAAGUGUAGCAGCAAGGGAAAACGUGAAAUGAUCGCUAGUUUUAAAAACAAUUAAAAUAAGACUUUGAGUACAACAUGGUUCAUUUGAGAGGAAGAGUGUAUAGGAGUGGGCGCCUCCAGAGUGGGACUUCAAAUAUGAAUAGGGGGAAGGCUUAUCUGAGGCAGCAUUAAGAAGUAAGCUACCAAUCUGACCAGAGGGGCUCAGCUCACCCAGCUCAGGUUACACAGAUGUGGAUGGGGGGGUGAGGUCACACUGAAUUUUCAGAGGCUGAGACAAGGGAAGGGGGAGGGAGGCUGACUUCGUAUCCCUGAGCAUGCAAAGUUUGGAUCUCACGAGUAAGGAGGGGUGGGGAGGGAGAGAGAGAGAGAGAGAGAGGACUUUGAUGGCUCUAUCCCACAGGCAACAGCUCCUGUGACCCAAAUUCUUCUGCUAGCUCAACAGUGCUAGCCAAAGAGGAAACUUUGGCUUACAAUAGGUGGCAGACCUUUUUGACCGGCGGUGCAGUUACAGCGGCACUGCUGUUUUGAUAGGACUCCAGCUAGGUGCAGACAGGUUGAGGUGAGACACCUACGCAGACAGAGGUAAUGUUAACAGGACAUACUGAAAGGAGGAAAAGGAAGAGCAUAAUCAGCCGUCACCAGAAGUCUAGAGAUCGAUCUGCGGCCAGUCGAUAGCGGUUGCCAGGAAACGGUGUCCUGUGUCCAUCGCUCACCUCCUCAUCAUCAGGAGGAAGGGGGGGGGACUAAUCAGCGUUAAAAGCACCCCCACCCCUCCUCUCCUCUCUUCUCUUCUGUCUUGCUCUUCCAUUGGUCCUACAGGCACAUCAAUGACAGCCUAGUGUCUGGUCAGGCUCAGAAAAUGCAGACUCACUGCACUAGACACAACGCUGGAGUACUUUUUUCUUUUAAUCAAACCUCCUUUUCUCCUCUGUCACAUGCACGCAGAGAGCCCACAGGGAGUUCACCACUUAACAGCUAAUCUAACCACUUGAAGGUUGAAACAGUCGAGUGCGCCUUGAAAUCACCGUUUCCAAGAUUCGGCGGGUUGAGAGAUUCUGCGCGAGGUGACACUGGUUGUCUCACCGAGCAGAAGAGAAGUAGUGAAAGGUUAGGAAAGAAAUCUGCCAGUGUUGAUUGAUGCAUGCUUCUGUAUGUGCCGAGGUGUUCAGUUAAUCAGCUCUACUCUCCAUAAGCGAGGCCUGUGUUCUGACUAUAAAUCUCCCACUCUCUCUAUCCCCACCCCUCUGCACACUCAGCCCAGCCCUCGAGGCCCGAGGGGAUAAUAACAACAACAAUGGCCUUCUCUCACUCUCUUUCUCUUCCCCCUAUUUUCUCUCUCCAUAAUACACACACACAAGCACAUUAUUGUCUUCCCCAACCUCACCUUCCUCCCCUCCUUCCUGCUCUCUCCUUCCCCAUAAGGAAGCUAGCCCAGGCCAAGGUCCAGCCUCACACAGCAGAGCCUGUUUUUAGAUCCGCCUCCUUGUUCAGCAGCAUUUAACACUGGAGAAGGAUUCGCUUAAAAGCAGUGUAGCUGUCAGGUUUUGAGCUUGGCGAAUGCAGACUUGGCAACAGGAUGUCAAAUUCAGAUUUGAAGGUAAAAAAGGCUGACGUACUUUUAUGUUAAUGCCUUGUUCGUUUUGAAGUACAAGGCCUUGAUGCAGAGUUUAGGUGAGGUUAGGACAUCGCUGAGCUUGUCUGAGCUUUCUUCUCUCAGGAUGUGUUUCUGUAAACACUGCAUGUUAAGCGUUCCACAUUCAGCCCUACUAUUUAGGCUCUGAGCGUAGUCUUUAAACCUUUCUCCUUUUUUUAAUCUUUUAUUUUAUUGAACAUCUCUGUUAAAAUCUCCACAAUCAUUAAGAAGGCAAGUAUUCUAGCUGUGUCUGCUCUCCACUCACUGUAUGACCGCACUUUCUAAUAACCACAAGCUUUAAAAAAGUCAUAGCAUCAGCCUCACGCUAAAGACAGAAUUCUUCCUGGAAAAACCAGAUAAAUAUUUAACGGACUGAAAAGAUCAAAGAAAAAAAUAUAUGUCUGACGUGACAUACAGUAAGACUGUGAUCUACACUCGGGUCAACUUUGUGGCCUAUGAUGGCUGGAACUCAAGGGAUUGUGGGUCGUAGGGAUGCUUUUCUCCUUUGCCCAGAGUGCAUCUCACCUUGCUCAUUGUGCCCAUCCACUCUGAAACCACUCAUUUUAAAUCACCACUAACUCAGCUACUCACCGCGAGGAUGAAAGGGGAAAAGAUGGCAGACAAAAUGACUUUCAGCAUCGGUGUCACUGCUUCGCCCCGGGGGGAGUGCAGCGGAUCAGCUCUCAUUGUGCUUCAGACGGGCUCUGAAACUGUUGAGCAGCCCACUUGACAAAACCUUUUAUCCACUAACUGCAGCUAAAGUAGAGAGUUGAUUUUGUUGCAAUCAGUCAAUUCUGUACUGACCAUCAACAGUGGAACUUGACAUCUCACACUAUGCCCUCUUGAAAGUCACUCUUCAUCACAGUUCAGUGACUUUCUGAAAAAUACUUGGCCAUAAUCCCUGACUGGGACGAGAUGGGGGGAAAUAUACAAAAAAAGAAAGCAGCAGUCAAUCAAAAUAGAUGAGGUUAUUGUUUGUCUUUGAUAAUUUGUCUUAUUUUGAUUUUAUUUUGUGCAUUUUUGUUCUCUCCAAACUUGAUAUGACAUUUUUUGUUAACAACAUUCCAAGUAGUGUUUUCUGAUUGGUUGUUAGUGUUUUGUUUUUCUGUAGAAAAUGUAAGAUUUUAUACAUUUGUGUUGUGUGUUCACCUCUAGUUGAGUGUGUUAACAAGCCAUGCUGGACAUGUACACAUUAAAAAUUGCGCAGAUAAUAUUGAA